UUUGUAGAAGAAGCAAUCUUGAAUCUUUCGUGAUCAUAAAGAUUCGAGAGGAUCUCUGGGUUCUCUACUGAUUUGUCGGAAUCUCUCCCAACAGAAUCACUUGAUCUUAUGUCCGGAUGGAAGAGAGAGAAGGAACCAACAUCAACACAAGCAGUUUCGGCUUGAAGCAACAUGAAGCUGCUGCUGCUUCUGAUGGUGGUUACUCAAUGGACCCACCACCAAGACCCGAAAAUCCUAACCCGUUUUUAGGCCAACCCACCACUGUAUCCGCCGCCGCCACCGUAGCAGCCGUUACUGAGAAUGCGGCUACUCCGUUUAGCUUAACAAUGCCGGCGGAGAACACUUCCUCUGAGCAGCUGAAAAAGAAGAGAGGGAGGCCGAGAAAGUAUAAUCCCGAUGGGACUCUUGCCGUGACUUUAUCGCCGAUGCCAAUCUCAUCUUCGGUGCCGUUGACGUCGGAGUUUCCUCCAAGGAAACGAGGAAGAGGACGUGGCAAGUCUAAUCGAUGGCUCAAGAAGUCUCAAAUGUUCCAAUUCGAUAGAAGUCCUGUUGAUACCAAUUUGGCAGGUGUAGGAACUGCUGAUUUUGUUGGUGCCAACUUUACUCCUCAUGUGCUGAUCGUCAACGCUGGAGAGGAUGUGACGAUGAAGAUAAUGACAUUCUCUCAACAAGGAUCUCGUGCUAUCUGCAUCCUUUCAGCUAAUGGCCCUAUCUCUAAUGUUACGCUUCGUCAAUCUAUGACAUCCGGCGGUACUCUAACUUAUGAGGGUCGUUUUGAGAUUCUCUCUUUGACUGGUUCGUUUAUGCAAAAUGACUCUGGGGGAACUCGAAGUAGAGCUGGUGGUAUGAGUGUUUGCCUUGCAGGACCAGAUGGUCGUGUCUUUGGUGGAGGACUCGCUGGUCUCUUUCUUGCUGCUGGUCCUGUUCAGGUAAUGGUCGGGACUUUUAUAGCUGGUCAAGAGCAGUCACAGCUGGAGCUAGCAAAAGAAAGACGGCUAAGAUUUGGGGCUCAGCCAUCUUCUAUCUCCUUUAACAUAUCUGCAGAAGAACGGAAGGCGAGAUUCGAGAGGCUUAACAAGUCUGUUGCUAUUCCUGCACCAACUACUUCAUACACGCAUGUAAACACAACAAAUGCGGUUCACAGUUACUACACAAACUCGGUUAACCACGUCAAGGAUCCCUUCUCGUCGUCCAUCCCAGUAGGAGGAGGAGGUGGAGAGGUAGGAGAAGAGGAAGGCGAGGAAGAUGAAGAAGAUGACGAUGAAUUAGAAGGUGAGGACGAAGAAUUCGGAGGCGAUAGCCAAUCUGACAACGAGAUUCCUAGCUGAUGAUCCUACGGUUUCUUUUCACGGAUUUGUUAGGUUUGAUGGGUUUCAGAUUUUGGUUGAUUGUUUUAUUAACACAGAAUGUUUAGAAGCUGCUUAUCUUUAGGGUUCCCUCCUCUUGUGAUUGUUGUAGUAUCCAUGUUAGAAACAAACUUACGGUUGCAAAACUCUCCAAAAAAAGUUUUCACUUUGC
This is a messenger RNA of Arabidopsis arenosa, 1518 nucleotides long. The record is from the annotation of a GenBank genome assembly. Lineage: Eukaryota; Viridiplantae; Streptophyta; Magnoliopsida; Brassicales; Brassicaceae.